AUGGUGAAAUAAACAAAAAAGUUCAGAUAGAGAAGCAGAAAAUAUGAUAAAAUUACAUAAGAAGAGAGAGAAUAAAUAGUAAAAAUGAAAGAAAAUGGUUCAACUUGUAGAGAGAUUAGUGAACAAAUGAAAAAAAAUAUUAAAACUAUAUAAUCAAUAAAAUCAAUAGAGAAGAAAUCAGAAUAUGCAGAUUUAAAGAAGGCUUUAAUUGAAUAUGGAUUUUAAAAAAUAAUGGAAAUGUAAUAAUUAGAUGUAUAUUUAAUGAUUAAUUUUAGAAAACGAAUUCUAAAAUAAUUGGUAAGUAAGUGAAUAAACUUAUUAAAGAUCAAUUGGAAUAGAGGACUUCAAAGUUUUGGAAUUUAAUUCCUGAAUAAAAAAAGUUCUCCAAUAAGAGAAGAAUUAUACAAUAAAUAGUAAUGAAUAUAGUUGAAAGAGUUCAAAAUACAAUUUAAAAAAAUAAUGACAGUCAUUAAUAAACAAAUAUCAUUACAAAAGAAGAGUUUGAAGAAAAAAAGGCUGAAAUUCCUAUUAAUUUAUUUGGAUAAACAACACCUCUCCAUAUAGCAAAGGCAUAUUAUUAUCUUAUGUCUAUGUUUAUACAACCAAAAAAUAAUUAUGCCUUUUUAUUGUGA
Molecule: messenger RNA, 632 nt
Organism: Paramecium pentaurelia
Lineage: Eukaryota; Ciliophora; Oligohymenophorea; Peniculida; Parameciidae
Source: the annotation of a GenBank genome assembly